Messenger RNA from Cephus cinctus (wheat stem sawfly), 4543 nucleotides. RefSeq names its product sex-determining transformer protein 1. Gene Ontology annotation, biological process: regulation of transcription by RNA polymerase II. NCBI's taxonomy places the organism in Eukaryota, Metazoa, Arthropoda, Insecta, Hymenoptera, Cephidae. The coding region runs from base 2325 to 4352 and encodes 675 amino acids. Gene Ontology annotation, cellular component: nucleus. The record is from RefSeq and is a predicted model, not a curated record. The transcript is spliced from 9 exons. Gene Ontology annotation, molecular function: RNA polymerase II cis-regulatory region sequence-specific DNA binding; DNA-binding transcription factor activity, RNA polymerase II-specific.
CUAGUCCUAAAUAUACAGCAUCAAUGAAGCAUCUGAUGUUUAACAUUGCGAUGCCGUUAAAUCGGUCAAUAUUUUUUUAUACGACCACCAUCCAGUUCACAGCGGCUCCGCUAUGAGAAGAUUAUUUGUAAAGUAAUAAACUACACGAUAUAUCUAUUUAGAGUGUCAUUCCACACGUAACCAGACAAGGUUCGAUUACCCUUGUUAAUCCUUGUCGACUUUUACGAGGUCUGAGUUUACGAAAGAAUUAAUAAUUUCCGCAGCACAAUUUCCAUCGUUAUGACGUCUGGUAUAAAACAGCAGUCAUCCUGACUAGUGAUGAAGUAUAGAAGUUGAAGGGGAAAAAAGGACUAAAACAGAGAAGAAGAAAGAAAUAACAAGAAAAAACGAGUGCCACGAACUCAGAGACAUUUCAUUGCUCCGCACUCGGAACGUAUGGGACAUGCAAACACGUUCACUGGUUCGAUACUAAUUAUACGAAGUCACAUGCAGAGCGCACGCGUUUCUAUUUUUACGUCGCUUGGCCGAACGCUAAACGCCGACAAAUGCAUCCCUGCAGCAAUUUCCAAUACGCAUCGCUCGAGAAAUUCCAAAGCAAAAAAUCUGGUAGCUCACACGUGCAGCGAAGUCCAAUAUUCGACGUCCCGACGCUCUUAACCAACGACAGGUCUCUUCCAUUUCUUCCAUCUCCUUGUACCGUAUGCGUGCCACGAUUGGAAUCAGUCCAUUUCCAGUAUAUUAUUUUAGAGACAGGCAUACACAUGCGGUGACUAUGGUAUGAACGAGGUUGACAGGUGCCUUGACAAAAAAGGAGGGAGCGGGCGAGCAUAGUACAUAUAAUGUAAGCAUAGAGGGCUGGCAGACCACAUGUGCCACUCUAUCACUUAUCUACCCGUAAUAUGACAUACAACCGGACCAUGGCUUCUACGGGUGAUUGGGCGGUAGGAGAACGCACGUGCGUGUACGCAAAGAAGGAACUGCAACCACGUAGAGACACAUGGGAUUGCUUUUCACUAAAGUGAUUGGGACGAGGAGAACUAGGCACCUGCUGGUUACGAUAAAAGUGCCUGGGCACCGUAUGCUUCAGAUUCACAAACGUCUUCUAGACGUGAAGAAAAAAAGGACGAGGAAAAAGAUAAGGGUUGAAGGGACUACCAAGAUACGAGUGACAUUCCAAGUAGCAGCCACUGUUUGUACACCGUGGAUGACGUGCACGUUGAGGGUGGCUUUCGGAGGGUGAAUGUCGUAUACCUUAUGUAUUGGAGAAAUGUGUCGAGCGGAGCUUAGAAUUUCCAUGGAAAUUGAAGACGGGAAAGGGAUGGGGUUUUGGUACUGUAGAAAAAGGGCAAUAUAAUAAGAAUAGCUCGAGGUAUAGAGAGACUGAAAAAGGAUAGAAAAAGAAAUGGAGAAAUGCUAAGACGACGCACGCUAAGAUCGUGUGUUCUCUCGGAGAAACUGUUGUUAAUAAGUGACGCGUGUGCGGCAGCUGGUUUUACAUUUUUUGUCGGGUCCUCGAUUCUCGGGGCUCGAGCGACGAAAGCCUCAGCGAAUACCCUUCGCCUUCUCGGAUGAUCUCCUUAGCCACCCUGUAGCGAGAUUCGCUUCUGUGGUCUUGUACCUAAAUAUUUUUUAAAUUUUUCAGCAGGAAAAAAACGGUACUCCCUGUUUACCCUUGUACUCGUAUGGACAUCCUUUGCUGGGAAUAAAAGUCAUCACUCAGGAUGGAUCAGCCCUUUUUCCUCGGACUUUCUAGGUGGAGCUACGGGGGUGAUAUCUUAGCGAGCCUUCCUGAGCAAAAACCAUACGAAUUCGAAAGGAGCACCAUGAUGAGGAUGACGGACGGGUGCACAGAUGUGCAACCAGUAUAACGAGCCCUCUGGAUGCACUAUUUUGCUGCACACUACCAGAAUCCAACGACCCCCGUCGUGAGGUUGCUCGCUCUGGUAAGAUACAGUAAGGGACACGAGAGCCACGCGAGUGGGCGGUACAUCCCUCUUUCUCUCUAUCCCUUCUUUUACUCUUCGUAUCUACUCCUCUCCCUCCUCAGUUCCUUUUGCCCCUUAUUCUCCCUCUCUUUUCUUGCACUCUCUCACUGCACCAGCUCCUGCCAUUAUGGUGGGGAUGCAUCUCGAAGAAGUCAUCUUUUAGUGGCUUCAGAGUCUGUGACGAUCAGCUUAUCUCGGGUCAGUUUGGUCAGAUCCGUCGACCACCUUUGAUCCUCUUCAUCGGCGAAGGAGACGAGAAGGAGUGCGCGCUUACGCACGCGAGUGCCACGCGGAUUUGGAUUAUAGGGGGUCUCUUGCACUCCUUGGUGAAGAGACAAGAUGCACUUGGAGGAGUACGCUGAGAGGAACCAGGAUGUUCACCGGACAGUGUCUUCGGUUCAAGACGAUUUCGGUGGGUCCACCAGCUCUGGCAUGGCGACUAUUACGAAUACGCAAUCUUGCUGGAGCUCAUCGCAAAACGAUCCAGGCAAUUUGUCUCCUUUAUUACUCAGUCCGAAUCUUAGAGAGUCUACGAAUUGGGAACAUUUGGCUGCGGCUCUGCAAUACUCCUGUCAACCAUAUCCAUCUGGAGGUACUGAAGUUCGAUCGCCUGAUAGUACAGGUAGUGAGACACCUACACCUACUUGGGGAAGUAUACUGGCUGGGAGCGAGUAUGGAGAAUAUUCAAACGAUGGAUUGUCAGAUGGGAAUUCUAUAAGUCAAAGAUUACCCUCGGUCGGGACAGCAUUCUCAUUCUCCAGGUCAUUCUGUACCGGUGCUUAUCCAGAUUAUCAAGAAUAUUCCGACUAUCAUGAUUUUCAAGAUUAUCGAGAUUAUCGAGAAGAUGUACCGCUGACUUUACCUAUGCCACUGCCUGUACAAGGACAGAUUCCAGAUACACAGAAUUCCAAUUCUAUGCAAAUCGCAGAUGAAUUCGAUCUUAGUCUCAUUAGAGGCGAUCCUACAUCUCUGUUGACUAACGUUGGCUCCCCGUCAUCUCCAUCUUCUACCUACCUGGAUGAACUCCAGGAUCCUUUUGGAAGUUUUAAUGGAUCCUGCUAUUCAGUUGGGCAUCUUGUAUCAUCACAAUCUUCAACAACUACCACAUCAACGUAUCUACCACACCAGAGAAUAUCCCUUAAGCAAAGUCCUGAGGAUAAUGUUCUCACAGAGGGUAGCAAUCAAGUUGUUCUACCAAGGAACGAGGGUUUACUUCUCAGCAGUGAAGAGAGACGUAUUUCAACUUUAAAUUCAACGCGGGAGAAUGUCAGACUUGAAGAAUCGUAUGGGUGCACAACCACCGAAGAUGGAUUCGGAUCCACUUAUCAAUGUCGAUGGGUUGAUUGCGGUUGUGCAUUCGCUGAGCAGGAAGGUCUCGUUCGACACAUUGAAAGGAGACACGUGGAAGCUUCCUCUGCGAAUGCCCACGGUCAUAGUAGAAGAGUACAGAGAGACAGAGACAAGGAUAGGGAAAGGGAAAAAGAAAAGGACUCAAUUUUUUCUAGUGCAAAUGCAACCACGACUACCGGUAGCCAGGAUGAGUUCGCCUGUCUCUGGCAAGGCUGUCCACGAGCACGACCCUUUAACGCCAGAUACAAACUCCUGAUACAUAUGAGAGUUCACAGUGGUGAAAAGCCGAACAAGUGCCCAUUUGCCGGAUGCAAAAAGGCUUUCUCCAGGUUAGAGAAUUUGAAAAUUCAUCAGAGAUCGCACACUGGUGAACGACCCUAUGCUUGUCAACAUCGUGGCUGUUCAAAAGCUUUCAGUAAUAGCAGCGAUCGCGCUAAACAUCAGAGGACUCAUUACGACACGAAACCAUACGCCUGUCAAGUGAGCGGAUGCGGUAAAAGAUAUACCGACCCGUCGAGUUUACGAAAGCAUGUGAAGAAUCACGCAGAACCAUCGUCCUCGAUAUCGUCCACAUCUUCUACAUCGUCUACGACCUCGUCUACAGGGAAUCGCACGACCACAGGAAUUUCUUGUAAAUCAACAAUCAAUCGGACACAUCUGAACGCUCAUACCGUUACGCACAGACAACAUACUCAAGAGGUUUGUCCUCUGUCUACAGCUGUACAUCAUAGACUCUGUAAAAAUUCAGAGUUAGACACAGAGGACGACCUGGAGCUUCUCCAUGGAAAUUCCUGUCAGGUUGAGAAACUCCCUACGUCCUUUGAAGACAGCCAACACGAAUUUGUUCCCUAUGAAUCCGUACGCCGAUUUCUAAUGGGUGACGAGAAUCACACAGUCCUCAAUACGACUGGCUACUGCCACGAGGAUGACGUCUCGGACUUUCAGGAGCUGGGAUCGGACAUUGAGCAGCAAUUUUUGGAGCUGAGUAAUUUGGAUGAUUCGGUGUUCAUCGGAUGAUGAAGUGAAGAUGGAAGAAAUUCAUCAACGUGAUCUCAAUAGGAAUUUAUACGCCUUUUUAAUUAGGCUGUGUACUCACCAAAGCCAAGACUACUUUUUUUAAAUGAAUUUUUAUACAAUUAUAAUAAUCGUAAGUCGUAUAUUUUUUGUACAUAUGCAUCUGUACAUAUCAUAAAGCAUAUAUACUCGAA